This is a messenger RNA of Terrapene triunguis (Three-toed box turtle), 376 nucleotides long. Its product is annotated as HLA class II histocompatibility antigen, DQ beta 2 chain-like. Gene Ontology annotation, cellular component: MHC class II protein complex. Gene Ontology annotation, biological process: antigen processing and presentation of exogenous peptide antigen via MHC class II; positive regulation of T cell activation; peptide antigen assembly with MHC class II protein complex. The record is from RefSeq and is a predicted model, not a curated record. Gene Ontology annotation, molecular function: MHC class II protein complex binding. NCBI's taxonomy places the organism in Eukaryota, Metazoa, Chordata, Testudines, Emydidae.
UCCAAGGUGAAAGUUUCCCCCAUGAAAUCGGAGUCAGCGCAUCGCAAUCUGCUGGUUUGCUCUGUGUCGGGGUUUUACCCCAGGGGGAUCAAAAUCAAGUGGCUGAAGAACAGGCAGGAGCAGACGGCCGGGGCGGUGUCCACGGAGCUGCUCCAGAACGGAGACUGGACUUUCCUGGUGAUGCUGGAGAUGAGCCCCUGGCGCGGGGACGUCUACACCUGCCAGGUGGAGCACAUCAGCCUGCGGGACCCCCUCACCGUGCACUGGGAGGCACGGGCUGAUUCUGGGGGCAAGAUGCUGGCUGGGGUCGGGGACUCCGUGCUGGGGUUGCUCUUCAAGGUCCUGGGAUUGCUCGUCUGCCUGAGGAAUAAGAAAG